This is a messenger RNA of Dermacentor albipictus, 3824 nucleotides long. RefSeq names its product endothelin-converting enzyme 2-like. NCBI's taxonomy places the organism in Eukaryota, Metazoa, Arthropoda, Arachnida, Ixodida, Ixodidae. Gene Ontology annotation, molecular function: metalloendopeptidase activity. Gene Ontology annotation, cellular component: plasma membrane. The record is from RefSeq and is a predicted model, not a curated record. Gene Ontology annotation, biological process: protein processing.
ACGCAGGAAAUGGUGGCGCCGCUGACGUUUAUUUCUGAAAGCUAUGCUCUUGCGUCCGCCAUGCUCCUGCUUUCACGCGAGCACCCACGCCUAAGCACGAGCGAGACGAAGAAGAAGAAGCGCCGUUCUUGAGCUCUGCUAGGGGUGCUCACAGAAAAGGACUCCGCCUUCUAGGAAUACGACAAAGGCGUUGGCGAUCUGAAAGCAGGAACCCGUCGUCAUCAAGGACAAGGAAACUUUCUCGACACCCUGUGAGUCUCGGAGCUACACGAGUCGGGCGAGCGGCCGUAUUUUGUAGGGCCGCAGGGAAUCCCCUGCCACCAUCGGCUCCAGUCAGGUUACACGCAGUGACCGCUGACUGACGUCGGCUUCUAAGGCGUUUAGGAGCCGGAUCAGCUAAGAAAUGGCCGAAGACACCAGGGGUGCGCCUAAAUAUGUUUCCCAGCCGAAGAACGAUCGUGGAAGCAUUCCAGCGAGAUCCUCCUCGAGCGACCAACGUGGUCGACCGGCUUCGGAACGCGAAGGCAGCAGCAAGGACAAAACCGAUAGUGGGCAUGCUCCUGCUGACGCGAAAAAGCCGGGCUUUCCCGCUGCUGCGCUUGCUACAAGCAAAUCUGAUCAGCAGGCGACCGUCUCAAGCAUUUCACCCGGCGUUGCUUCAUCGUCGAGCAACACGCAAGCCAAGACACUCAGCAGCCCUUACUACUUAUCGGGGUCAAAUUCUGGGCGCACCCCAGAGUCACCGUACGGUAUUUCUGAGGCUGAACGACUUCUGGCCGAGCUGACAGUGCUCAGGGGUCGCAACAUGCCCCUGGACGAGAGCCAGCUUCCAGCGAGCCCCAUGGUGGAGCGAGGGCCCACGGCCUCCAAGGGACGGAGCGUGUCCAUCGACAUGCUACCCUCCAUCAGCCUCAUCUCUCCUCGGAGCGCGCUUCGUACGCCCGAACCUAGAGUGACGUCGGCGAGUCAAGAUGCACCUACCGCCCCACCGACGGAUCCUGCGAAACCAGUGCUGACGACGGGGGCCACGGAGGCUGAGCGCAAAGCGUCGGUAUCCAGUAUACGCUCGGCACUGUCGGGUCGACGCAAGGUGUCCACGGACUCGCAGAAGCGAGCGGUGGUCUACCCGCCCGUCCUGAAGGUGCGCAGGCCCUCCGCUCCCGCUGGAACCGAGGGAACUGCAGCACCAGGGACCAGCUUGCCACCGGACCAAACAUACGCAGAACAUGACUUACCGGAUUUCGUCGUGGGCCGCCGAAUGGCCCGUUCGUCCGCCUUCUACAACGACCAGAUGAGUCGCGGUCGCCUGGGUUCUCUCGACCGACGAGGCAGUCGACGCAGUUCGUUGCAGAGGUAUCGACGCCGCUCGAACUCGCUUCCUGGAAGGCGUGGAUCACGGGACAGCCUGCGGGGUCGAAACGUCCGGCAGGAGCAGACCUCGGCGGGCGUCGGCAAGCGCAGCGUCUCCAAGUCCUGGCUGGCCUGCGUGGUGUGCAUCUUCGUGCUGGUGUUGGCCCCGCUGACGAUGCUCAUCGCGCGCCAUCUGAUGAGGCCGCCGUUCGCCAGCGACCGCGGCGCGUGCGGCAGCGACGACUGCGUCCGCCACGCCCGGCAGAUCCUGCGCACGCUCAACGCGUCGGCCGAUCCCUGCCUGGGCCUCCACGCGUACGUGUGCGGCAGCGUCGCGCGACCCGACGACGCCUGGAGGGAGACCGACGAGGGAAUCGGCAGCCUCGACGAGAUCGACCCUGCCUGGAGGUUGGCCCGGCUCUACGCCAAUGAAGUGAACAACAUCCUUGGCAAUCUCCAGCAGCUGCUUACGGCAAAGAACACUUCGGACACUACACUGAAGGCAUUUUCGGCUCUCUCACUAUGCCUGCAGAAAGAACGCUAUCAGCAAGCCAUGUCCUUCGCGAUGUUCAUGAAAGAUAGAAAUCUCCCGUGGCCAGUACACGCGUCGCGAUCUGUUGGGCUCGUCGAUGUGCUCGACGUUCUCCUGGACUUGAGCAUCAACUGGAGGGCGUCAAUUUGGGUUGACGUGCGGCUAUGGCACCUUAAAGCGCAAACACUUAGCGGCCCCGUGGUGGUAAUCGACGAGCCCGGGCACGUGACUUUGAUUCGAAUGGAACAAGUGAGCACGCUAAACGAUGCGGAGUACGCGAGUGCGGUUGAAAGAACAGCGCAGUUCAUCGUGCGCUUCAAGAACGACAGUGGUACCAUUACUCGAGGUGCGUCAUUUAAUCACGCCGUCGAGAUAGAGGAACUGAAACGCGAUGAAACGGAUAUUCGCGAAGUGUUCUUGUCCACGGAAAGCAGAGAAGACUCGUACGACACGCUCGUCCCCCUGCAAAUGAUGCGGUUGACGACGAAUUUCACGCUGGAGAACUGGGUCGAUCUGCUCAGGAAGUACUUGGCGCCCGCAGGACUGAACGUUACGAUCGACACGGCGGUGCUUAUACUGAACACCCGGCAGUUCAAAACCCUCACUAGGCUGAUGGGAAACAUUCCAGCGCCAAGGUUGCUGAAUGCCCUUGGGUGGAUGUUUGCGUACUCCUACUCCUGGGUAGCCAACUCCGAAUUUGAAUCCUUCAGCACUCAAGGUGGUCUAACCAGCGGCGGCGCAUCAGAGUAUGGUUUGUUGGCGCACGUCCUCUGUUUCGUUGCGGUUCACGAGUCCUUCGGCAUAGCGCUAGAGCAGGCACUGUUCCUGAACCACCUACCGAACCAUGAGCGUCUUAAGGUGACCAAGAUAGUGAACGCAACCGCUCGCGGUCUCAUCGAAGCAGUGCGCGCAUCUCGGGGCGUCUCGAACACGACAAAGGCCGACGCAGAGGCAAAGAUUUCUCACGUCUUAUCUCGAGAGUUGUGGCCGCCCCAGCCUUUCCUCAAUCUCCACGACUUAGAUGCCCUAUACGUAGGCUUCCCAUCAGUGCGUGCCCAGGACUUCUACGCGUAUUGGCGUGAGACGCGAGCGGCUCUCAGGACUGCGUUGCCCAAUCGCUACCACGGGACCCUGAUGACGGCUAAGUUGAGGGGCUACGCGGAAGAUAUUCUAUACAUCUACUCGUUAAACAUCAUUCUACUCGACCUUCCGUCCGUGUUCCCGCCGAAGUACCUCAGGUACGGCAACUCGGUCAUGGCGUUCGCUGGUUUGGGCUUCCAGUUUCUCCGGCAACUGGUGAAAUCUGUGGACGAGCGGGGAAGGCUGCUGGGCUACGCCACGGGAGACAAGAUCGCUUGGUGGGAGGAGAAAAGGACGUGCAAGAUUAAGACGGCGGCGUCGGCAAAGGAGAGGCGAGAAAUCAAAGACCUCUUCGCCCUUGAAUUAGCCUUGGCGACGGCGGAGAAGGUCGCGGAGGUGGACGGUUCGCCUCUGAGGCUAAAAUUUCUGGAGAAUCUGUCGCCCGUGCAAACGUUUUACGUGAGCUAUUGCAGCAACUUUUGUGGGGCACGCGGAGAGCAAGAGAUGUGCGACUUGGCGAUGAAGUCUUCGAAAUUUGUGGACGCCUUCGGCUGUGUCUGGCGUGGUGCAGAUCUCGGGUGCCUUUUUGUAUAAGAACGCCUUCAAGACUUCGCUAUACGUAUUCUGUGAACACCGCCAUGUCACCAUGUAUAUCAGUCAUUUACAGCUAUGCCUCACACUGCCCAUUACGGUCAUUUCAGUUUAUGGGAAGUUUGCCGGGGUGACGUUUGGGCAAAUUAUAUGAGCAUGUUCGCAUGCAGUUUAAUAUUUGAGACUGAAGCUGCUUCCCUGUGCUCGUUUACAUGUUCUGGCAGAAAAUACAAGGCUGUAAAGUUUGAAUACGAUCCCUCAUUGCACUUCA